Messenger RNA from Priapulus caudatus, 417 nucleotides. RefSeq lists its product as uncharacterized. The transcript has a single exon. The record is from RefSeq and is a predicted model, not a curated record. Lineage: Eukaryota; Metazoa; Priapulida; Priapulimorpha; Priapulimorphida; Priapulidae. The coding region runs from base 1 to 417 and encodes 138 amino acids.
AUGCGAGAGCCGUCCAACGCGGAUGUCGAUUCAGUGUUGGACCACGGUGGCUUCAACAUGCGAUGCCGGAUAAGUAACCACAGAGAGGUAGUCGCCACCAUACCAGUGGAAAAGAGGGCCAAGAGUGUUGUAGAUUUGGAUUUGGACCAGGACGUAAUGCCAAUCGAAAGGGCGCUGGCUGUAAGUUGGUGCGUCAAGUCUGAUAGGUUUCGCGUUUACGUCGAUGUACAGAAGCGUCCGCCCCCACGUCGUGAGAUCCUGUCUAUAGUUAGCAGUGUUUAUGAUCCACUUGGUUUUCUGACUCCAUUCGUGUUACGUGCAAAGGGACUGUUGCAAGAGAUAACGAGGCUGCAGUUGGGCUGGGACGCAACCAUUCCAGAUGGUCUUCUUAACCAGUGGGCGUUUUUGGCGGCAUGA